AACCAGAUAGAGCUGAUGCUUCCAGUGCUUACCAGCCCAUAUCAAGGAAGGGCAAGGUAGCAUAGCUAGUUAGCCAGCUAUCUCACUGGUAAUGCGUGGCGCCCAGCUAAAACUAGGCAUAUAUAGAGAGAGAGAGAAAGAGAGAGAGAGAGAGAGAGAGAGAGAUUGUGUGUGUGUGUCUCUCUCUCUCUCUCUCUAUAUAUAUAUGCAUGCAUAUGUAUGUAAGAAGCUCUGUCGAUAAUGCUGUGGCUUGAAAACUGCAACGAAAACAAUGAUGAUGUCCUGAUGGGUCAACUGUCUCAGGCUUGCACAGUUGUCUUGGUAAGAGCUGAACAGAGAGGCAUGAUGAUCCCUCUCCACAGAAGAUCCUGUAACUCUUCCUUUUUAAUGAUUUCAUCAUGGUGACUGGGACUCUCCUUUUUGGUAGUUUGUAUUCCCCUUCCAGACAACCAUCGCAAGCAAACACAUCCCUGAAAUCUACAAGAAUCAUGGCAACUGAAUGAUUAACACAGGUUCUAGCACUACCUUGCUCUGACAUCCCAAAAUGCUUGGACUCCAGGAAACAAGACCCACUGGGACUCCCUCCACUAAAACGUACAGCUGUGUGGCAUGCUCAGCAACCUUUCAUGGUUUAGCAUCUCUCUUGGUACAUCAAGCAUCUCAUGCCAGUGAAAUCUCGAGCCAGUCAAAGAGUAUGUCACCAACUUGCAGUCAUUGUGGUAGCCUGUUUGCAAGCAAGGAACUUCUUGAAAAGCAUCAGUGCAUGGUAUUGCCACCUCCUGCCCCUCAAAGCAUGUGCAUAUGUGAAUGUGGGGAAGAGUUUCAAGAAUUCAGUGCAAUACAGGAGCAUAAAAAGUUACAUGAAAUGGAAAAACAGGUCAAGGCACCAUUGGGUGAGACUUUUCCUGUGUUGAAUAAUAAAGAUUCUGAGUUCAAUCUUGAAGUUAAGAGGGAAUAUAGCCCCUGUGUCACUGACAAAGUUCCCUUAUGUGAGAACUCCCCUUUUCUCUGCAUUGAAGAGUCACUUCAACAGAAUACACAUGCUGCUUCUCUGGCUGAGAACAAAGAGUCCACUAAGGACAUAUCUCCUGCGCACAGCUCCAUCUCAGAAGAACAUCAUCAUGCAAUGUUGCAGCCCUCAGACUUGUCUUCCCUUUUAACAAUCUCAGAAACACAAAACAAGUCUUUUAAAAAUGAACCUGGGAAUGUAAAUUCUGAGAUCAUAAACAGAUCUGAUUCUAGAACUGAGGAAUCACCAAAACCAAGUCAAGAAAAGACAGCAAAGAAUAAGAACACACUGCUUAAAUUGCUUGCAUCUGCCUAUAUGAAUCGUAGACAUCCAGCCCAAAUUAAUUGGGGGCAAAGUAAGAGGGUCCUACCCCCACGAAAGGUUUCACCAAGAGCACCAAUACAGGCAACAUCCAUAUCACAAAACUCUGGGUGCUCUGAUCAUCAGUUAGGACAAAAGGUUGCAAAAUAUGGUCCCACUAGAGAUGUUGUCAUACCAUCAGCCAGUAAGCAGAAUGUAAAAUCAAGCAAGACCUUCUUAAAAAAGAGAUUUGUAUAUAUGACCAAGACUUUCUACCCUGUGGUGGCACUUGAGACACAUCAAAAACUAUGCAGGGACAAUACUGAGAGUAGGCAUCAGUGUGGUCUCUGUCGCAGGGUUUUCCAAGACAUGGACAGCUUGAUAAUGCAUCAUGCCUGUCAUAGGAAAGAAAGAGUAAAAGUCUGCCGCUGCUGCCGGCAGUUUGUAAUUAGUGAAAACUCUGUUCCAGAUAACCACAUCUGUUCUAGCUCACACGCUGGGACAUCCAAACAUUUUCCAUUGAUAGGAAAAGAGUUGCUAGCAUCAGACAGUCCUACAACACUGCACACACAAAAUUAUUCCACUGUGCAUUUUGCAGUCGGAGCUAUACACGGAGACACACCCCUUAAUAAACACAACUGUCAGUGGAUAACCUCUCUUAAAUGCUCUGCUGCAGCUCAGAAAGAUGCCAGAGUCUGCAGUUUUGGAGAGGAGCAUAAUGCAGGAGAGCAACUCUCUUCAGUAGACCAGAAGUCAUGCCAGGUAAAUGUUGGUGUGAACACAGAUGCUUAUAAAGACCCAGAGCCUAUAAAGUCUGAAGAGCUUCAUGCUGUCUCCCCAAUCAUGGAAGAAUAUCAGAUGGGAUUAAUGACACAAUCUCUGUCUCUCAAAUCUGGAGGAGGUUCAGCUAAGAGUUUCUUGCCGUUUCUUCCCAAUUUUUCUAAGUCUACUUCAAAACCCGCUAAAGAAAAUGUUGAUAAAACAAUGGAAAAGGAAAGUUUAGUUGGUAAUGCAGUUGCCCAAGCUGCCUUGGAGGAGGAUAGUGACACAGAGGCAAGUGAGUCUUCAGGAGGGGAACAGUGGACUGUGCCACUGGAUGAUGCUGAGAUUGAUGUGCUCAUAGAUAAUGAAGAAGAAAAUUGGCAUUUGGAAGAGACUCCCAGGGAAAACUCUGAUGAGGAUGUUGUUCCCUUAGAAACCUCCAUCAACAAUGGAACAAAUGCUGCACUGUCAGGAAAAGAUUUUCAAGUGCAUGUUUCUGAUAGUGGUAUAAGGCGUUUUUCUUGUAACAGGUGUCAGAAAAGCUAUUCUCGGCGCUUCACUCUAAAAGAGCACCUUAAAAUUUGUGGCGCGAGAAAAUUAAUAGAGCAACAUUCUUUCGGAAAGGCGUCAACUAAUAUCCUUGGGCUAAAGAAAAGGUUUCCAUGUCCCCAUUGUGGUACAUCAUUUACCCGCAAAGACAAUAUGAACAUGCACCGUAAAAGAUGCCAGUCAGUAAGAAAUGCAAAUGCUCAAAUAGGGAAUAGGACAUUGGAUAAGAAGAAUCAAGAACCCCGGGAAAACAUGUUUGUUCUGCCACCAGCUUCUAAGAAUCAAGUCAGACAGGGCGGCAGUAAUAACAGUGGGGGUGGAAGCUGGGGCAUUAUGUCAUUACCAUCCAUGCUUCCCAGAAAAGUGACUUGUGAGUGUGGAGCUUCUUUCACUUGUCCUAGACUUCUGUUUGAGCAUUUGCAAAUGCAUGCAUUGGAGUCCUACAUUUGUUCUCAUUGUGGUGAGAAUUUGCAAUCUUGGGCAGAUUUUGAAGCACACCAACAAUUACACGAGCAACAUGCAAGACAGAGAAAUGAGCAGGAAGGGUCACAAAUACAGCAUCAGCAACCGCCACAUACUCACUCAUCAGAGCAGAAUUUGAAAAAACAGCCUCAGGAUCUGUUGAAAUCACAUUUAAAUUACAAACCUCCCACAGACCCGUGUGUUUGCCACAGAUGUAAAAAGGUGUUCAGACUGCGUAGUUCCCUGCUGAGACACCUGAGGUUGAAUUGUAGAGACGACAUUGUUGCUCAAAAGAAAUACUCUUGCUCCCGCUGUGGCAUGGCAUUCCAAAGUUCCUUAUCUCACAAGGUUCACAUUCAGGGCAAUGUGUGUAUACCUACUUUCAAACCGAUCCGCUGUCCUGUCUGUGUUCGUUGGUUCAGUUGCCUAGAUGGACUCAAAAAACAUUUGGUGGCGCACAGCCAGCAAAAGGUUUUGGUAUGUCAGAUCUGUGGGCAUAACUGCCCAAAUCACCAAGCUCUUGAGGAGCAUAAAAAGAAGGUACAUGGCAUGAACAGGGCUUCUGAGUCAGCCACUGUUCAGUCUGCACACGUUUCACAAAGCAGCCCGUCAAAUGCCUUUCGUUGUCAGCUAUGUCAACGCAUUUACCCAAAAAUUCAGUCCCUCAAGGACCAUCUAAGGAAAGUCCAUCGACCAAAAGAUCAAAACCUGGUCACAUUUGACACUUUUGACCCCAAAACUGGUGCACUCGUAUCAUCAAAAGAGACUAUGCAGCAAAGCCAGUACAAACAGUUUGAGUGUCACAUUUGUGCUCGUGUGUAUCCAGAUAUUCAGUCCUUGAAAAACCACAGGAGGAGAGUACAUCGUAUUCUAGGUGGCAGACUUCAAACAAUAAAAGGAUUUGUGCAGCAAAGCCAUUCAAUUCAGUUUCAGUGUCAGAUUUGCUUGCGCAGCUACCCUAAUAUAAGGUCCUUGAGAAACCACAGGAGGCGAGUCCAUCGCAUCCUAGGUGGUCUGGAGGCAUUCAGGGGACUCACUCAUCAAAGACAGGACAAUCUUUUCAAAUGCCAGAUUUGUCAGCGCAGUUAUCCCGACAUAAAGUCCUUAAAGAACCAUAGGAGGAGGGUACACCGUAUUUUGGGGAGUGUGAUCGAGUCCACAGAAGUCGAUGCUACAGAUAUGGGACAGUCUCGGUCAGAGGUUUUUCAUGUCACAGUGCCCAGUGAACCUUUUGAGCAGCAAUAAUAUUCUAAGCAUAGGAGAUUUUACAGCAGUGCUGGACAUCCUGUGUCCAAUGUUACAUAUGAAAAAUGGAGGAUCAAGAUUACAAAGACUUCUUUCACUGUUUGAGUAUCAGUUAUGUAUGUAAUAAGAUAAAAUAAUUAGAACAGAAUUUUAAUGUGUGUGCUCUUAAUUUAAUCUUGCUUUCCCUCUGUUAAAACUAGCAAAGAGUCAUUAUAGUUAACGUAAAUAUAUAGUACAUUUAGUAAAGCAAACUCUUGCUGUUUUUUUUUUUUUUUCUCUUUGGUCAUUGUUUUGGUGGGUUCCUGUUACCUAAAUGAUGGCUUUUCUCAUAUUUUAUCUUCUCUCUCUCUCUCACACACACACACACACACACACACACCUCUUGAUGACAUUUUAAUAAUACGUCUGGUAAAUGCAUGCACAGCUAAAAAUCAUUGUAGAAAAGGUUUUAUUUGUAAGCUCAGUGCAUUUGUCAGUGUAGCAGAAAUAUUUAAUGAACACAUUUUGAAAUACUUCAUAUUGUAUUAAUACAUUUGGUGGCAUCUUAAAUUCAUGUUCUCAGAUUUGUUAAACAUUA
Messenger RNA from Electrophorus electricus (electric eel), 4904 nucleotides. RefSeq lists its product as uncharacterized. Gene Ontology annotation, cellular component: nucleus. The record is from RefSeq and is a predicted model, not a curated record. Gene Ontology annotation, molecular function: DNA-binding transcription factor activity, RNA polymerase II-specific; RNA polymerase II transcription regulatory region sequence-specific DNA binding. Gene Ontology annotation, biological process: regulation of transcription by RNA polymerase II. Lineage: Eukaryota; Metazoa; Chordata; Actinopteri; Gymnotiformes; Gymnotidae.